Messenger RNA from Alnus glutinosa, 2063 nucleotides. RefSeq names its product putative nuclear RNA export factor SDE5. The coding region runs from base 172 to 1686 and encodes 504 amino acids. NCBI's taxonomy places the organism in Eukaryota, Viridiplantae, Streptophyta, Magnoliopsida, Fagales, Betulaceae. The transcript has 12 exons. The record is from RefSeq and is a predicted model, not a curated record.
CCAAGCAAGCAAACGCUAUAAAUACACCCCCCCUCCCCCUCUCUCUCUCUCUCUCUCUCUCUCUCUCUCAAACACACACACACACUCACGCAGUCCUUUUCCUUCUCCACGAAGCGUUAGCCUAGAGAAAGAGAGCUUUUUGUGUGAUCACUCAACGCUCAUUAUCAAAAAAUGGAAGCAGUUACUUCAUGCAGUACGCCUUGUGAUGUUGAAAAUAGGGACUUACAGAAGUUGCUUGAAGCUUUUGGCUCUGCAUUUUCUCUCGAGGACAUAGCCUCUGCUUAUUGCAAGGCAAGGCGCAAUGUAGAUAUGGCUGGUGAAAUCCUUUGUGCAUCACAUGGAAGUACCUCUCACAGUGAUACUCGCAUAUCUAAUGAUAAAUUAGAGCGUGCAAGUUCAACAUCUUCAGAACUGUCAUCUGAAUUGGAUGGUGCAAGUGCAAUGCCUUCAGAGGUGUCAUUUUACAAUGUUCUUCAGAGCUCUUAUCAUGGAGGAAGAACUACCAGAUCAAUGAAGUCAAAAGUGCGUCCAGUCUCAAUCGGUACCGUUUCAGGUCUCAUUGCAAAAGAUUAUUCUAGGCCCAGGCCAGUAACUAAUGAAUAUCCCAAAGCAACAAAACCACCAAAAUUAGAUUUAAAAGAUUUGCCUUUCUCUAAGAUAUGGAGCGAAGAAGUCCCACCAAGUACAACAGCAAGAAAUGGCACUGUGCAUGUUGAUGUUGAGGAAUUCAUGUUUAAAAUGCUUGGAGAUGGCUUCCAACUAGAUAAGAAUGUUAUCCGAGAAGUUCUUGGCCUUUGUGGCUAUGAUGUGCAAAAGAGCAUGGAGAAACUUCUCGACUUGUCAGCUUCAACUUUGGAGAAGCGUGAUGAUGUUGUUGACUUGGCUGGCAAAAGAUCUUCAGAGAAGCACCAAGACCUAGAUUCUGCUGGCAGUGAUGGAGCUAGAUUCAUGAGAAAACAUUUAACAGAAUCGCCUAAAAGAGGCAAAGACAGAUUUGCUCUUCAGAAAGAAGUUUUAGAAGCAUUGUUCAGUGUUCCUGAAAGAUCUGAGGAAGCACCCAAAAGAAGGCACCAAGCAAGGGAAGUUAGGAGAUCGAGACCAUUUGGUAAAUUGGUGGUUGAACCUUUGACCGACACAGCUAUAGAGCAUAAGAUUGUUAAUGCAAAACCACUAGAAGUUGCAGGAGAUGAAGAUGAAGAUGAUGAGAGCUUUGAGGUCCUACGCAAAGCUGUGAAGGAAUAUUGGGUUACAAUGAAAGAAUACCACCAAGCUGCUGUUGAUGCAUUUGUUAAGGGUGAUCAUGCACGGGCAAACAAACUUAUGGAGCAGGGACACUUUUUUAACAGAAAGGCCCGGGAAGCAGAUGAGAAAUCUGCUCAAAAGCUUCUUGAAACCCGCCAAGAUGAUGAUGAUGAAGUGCCUCUUGACUUGCAUGACCAUGAACCCAAGGAAGCUCUACAUCAACUUAGGCUUCAUUUAACUUCUUUUUCUGGCAUCUCAGCUUAUAAGUACCUUAGGGUCAUAGUGGGGACCAGCGAUGAAGAUACCACAAAAGGGGCCCGGAAACGACUGAUUUUGAAGCAGCUGGAGAAGGAAUCCAUCAAAUGGACUGAGGUAGAUGGUCGGGCAAUUAUGAUCCGAGUGGAUGUUAUCAACCCAAAACGUUUGAGUUUCUCAAAAAAAUGAGUAACAGAACCAGGAGAGGCCUUAAAAAGAGAGGUCCAACCAUUAAAAAGCUUGUGGAGAUAAGGAUAUCAUAUUUUGCAGGUGAACUUUUGUGAAUUCAAAGAAUGGUUAAGAUAGAUACCACACAAAAUGGUAAGGAUAGAUGCUGAACUGAUAUGUCAGAAAAAAGUUUUUGAGCCAUUAAAUCUUGCGGGAAAUUUUUGACGCUCUACAACCUUAUUUCUCGUAAGUAGAAUAUAGUUCCUGGUCUGUGUUGGGUUAAGAAUUGCAAAUGUGGAACGUUGAACCAGUUCCUUUUCUUUUCUUUUCCCUUCUUUUCGGAGCUGAACAGUGAUAGUUAUAGUUAAUACUGGGCAAUUUUAUCACUCAUAUUUUCA